Molecule: messenger RNA, 1894 nt
Organism: Vitrella brassicaformis
Lineage: Eukaryota; Vitrellaceae
Source: the annotation of a GenBank genome assembly
CCGUUCGUCAAGCAUUCUCGUGGAGACACAGUGACACCACGUGUUCAGAUCAGCCGCAUGGCUCAAACCCCAACGAGCUGCCCUCACGGCCGCCCGGACAAGUCUGACUGAAUCACGCACCAACGCAUCCAACGAGACUCGCUCGGUCAGCAGUGAGGGUAGCUGGCAGGGGAAUCCAAUCUACCAGUGGGUCGUAUGUGGGCCGAACGAAUGCACAAAUCUCAUGUACGUAUGCACGUGUUGUCGCAGGACUGCGGCCACUAGGGGAGGAGUAUCGGAUGUCGUCCAGUGGCGCCGGCUAUGGAGCCAUCACGGAUCACUUCCGACACCCAACUCCAAGUGACCGCAUCUACCCGCGUCAAUGAAAAGCUGUCACGAGAAGGCGAGAAACCUCUGUGGGUGUCUGUCUGUCGUCUCAUCAGGACACUCGUCAAAACGCCCUCCUGUCUGUCUGUCUGUCUAUUUACACAAAGUCACCUUAUGGACAAAUGGGAGGACAGACAUACAUGCAUGCAUUGGCGGACACUCUCUUUGGGCCGGUCACGGUGGGCGAUUCACCAACAGCACUUGCGGCAUAAGAGAUCCACGAAUAUGGUCGAGGGCUCGCGUACCGCACGACACAUGACUGAAUCUCCCAUCGUCAACACAGCCAGAGGGUACUGUGCUCAUUCAGUCAGUCGUCAUAUUGCCUCUUGCUCCUCUUCCAUGCCGUCGUUGGCGCCACAGCUCUCGCUGACCGUCGUCAGCCGGCUCGUCAGACCGGUAGACACACUGCUCGACGAAUCCUUGACCCUGAACACACACCCAACACACGCACCAGUCAGUCAAGACAGACCCACCAGCAGUGAGUGCUUUGGCGAGUGUGGUGUGUCCGUGUGCCUCUGUUGCGUGUGUGGGUGUCGUCUCUCUCACAUUGGGGGCGCGGGGAGGAAGAAGUAGCUGGUGCGGUUCGUGUCCACAAACUGGGCGUAGGGCACACAGGUGAGGAUGAAAGCAAACACCAGCGCAACGAACACCCACUCACUCGUCCUGACACACCCACACACACCACCACAAACACAGACAGCCAUGUGAAACAAACCCAGCCGACAUCGCACUCCCAACCCGCUUCACUUACGCGAUGGCGGCGAACCAUUCGUGCAGGUCGUGGUGUCCGCAAAGGUACAGCCCAACCAUCACGGCCAGCCCGGACACGAGCAUCCCCACGGCAAUCACCUUCCUCACACCGCUCCUCAGCGGCACCACACACCCCAUCGGACCGUCAAGGACAAACGCAUACAGCACCGCCUGCGUGGCCUGCGCCCCGAACCACACGAUGGCGAACCAGUCGUGCGUCUCUUUGUAUCGGAGGACGGGCAGCGUGCCGACGCCGCAGAGCGAGACGAAUGCCGCGAUGGAGAGGAGAAGGCUGCACUGGUUGUUGAUGAGGGAGCGGACCACGCAAGAGGUGAGGUAGGGGGAAAUGCUGCGCGUGAGACGGAGGGAGAAGACCAGCCAUAGCAGGCCGCCCAGGGGAAGAAGGGCUGUGGCGAUAUACUGUUCUGGCGGCGCCGUGAAGGCCAUCGAGGGGUGAAACCUGAACAGUCAGCAAACACCUGUGAGCGUGAGCAUGAUGACAGACAGCACUCGCUGCAGCCUCUGCAUGUCGUGGCUUACAGAGGGAAUUUCAUGACGCCUUGGUGGAUGGCAAAGGGAGCGCAGAUCAGAUGAGUGAAGAGCAGGAUGAAGGCAGAUCCAAACACCAGAGUGGUGCAGGCGGGCGGCCGCAGACUGCACGUGUGCAGCGCUGACGACGGGAGGCGCAGGUAGGACGCAGAGGAUGCCUCAGAGGCCGAUGUUGGCUCAUCGGCCUCGGCGCUCAUCUCCACCGCAAGAGCUCCCACCAGAUCUUGCG